GAGGGCGGGGCCUCUCCUGGGGAGGGUUUCUCCUAAAAUGACGCUUUUUCCGUAAUCGCUCCUUUUCCCAGGCCCUGGCGCGAGGAUGAGCCCGCCCCGCGCCCCUGACGUUCUACGGCAGCCGCCGGAAGUGAAGGGUGGAGGGCGUCGCGACGUGAGAGCGUCACUUCCUGUCGGCGGCGGGGAGCGCCAUGCCCAAGUGAGCGGGCGGCGGGAGGCCGGGCCCGGCCCGGGGCCAGGGCUGCCCGGACCCGCGGGUCCCCGGGCGCGGUUCGGCGGCCUCGGCGGGCGGUUGGCGUUUUAUUGCGAUUACUGCGACACGUACCUCACCCAUGACUCGCCCUCCGUGAGGAAAACCCACUGCAGCGGCCGAAAGCACAAAGAGAACGUGAAAGACUACUAUCAAAAAUGGAUGGAGGAACAAGCCCAGAGCCUGAUUGACAAAACAAUAGCGGCUGCAUUCCAGCAAGGGAAAAUCCCACCUACACCCUUCUCGGCACCGCCUCCCGCAGGAGCCAUGAUCCCUCCUCCUCCCAGCAUCCCUGGCCCCCCACGGCCUGGCAUGAUGCCGGCCCCUCAUAUGGGUGGCCCCCCAAUGAUGCCAAUGAUGGGCCCACCCCCGCCAGGGAUGAUGCCGGUUGGACCUGCUCCAGGGAUGAGGCCACCCAUGGGAGGACACAUGCCCAUGAUGCCAGGGCCCCCGAUGAUGAGACCGCCCUCCAGACCCAUGAUGGUGCCAACCAGGCCAGGAAUGACCCGUCCAGACAGAUAAAGGUGGAAAUGGAGCUGCCUUUUCUUUUUCAUAUUACGAUCUUCCAUCUGAUAAAUUACCAUAGACCUAUAUCCCUAGGAUUUUGUAUUAAAACAGUGUGUAGAGUAGAUCUGCUGUCACUUCAGAUCGCAGACAGUUUGACCUGGACACACACUGGACUGAUCCUUUUGUACCUGGUCUGGUUUUUUUUUUUCUUGCAUUUUGUUUGUUUUGUGCCCCCCCCAUUGAAUCUUAAACCACAACAAUAAAACAUUGAUGCUGGUUUACAGCCGGAGAAUCUGA
Messenger RNA from Calidris pugnax (ruff), 1054 nucleotides. RefSeq names its product small nuclear ribonucleoprotein polypeptide C (gene SNRPC). NCBI's taxonomy places the organism in Eukaryota, Metazoa, Chordata, Aves, Charadriiformes, Scolopacidae. The coding region runs from base 86 to 772 and encodes 228 amino acids. Gene Ontology annotation, biological process: mRNA 5'-splice site recognition; spliceosomal snRNP assembly; mRNA splicing, via spliceosome. Gene Ontology annotation, cellular component: nucleus; U1 snRNP. Gene Ontology annotation, molecular function: pre-mRNA 5'-splice site binding; zinc ion binding. The transcript is spliced from 6 exons. The record is from RefSeq and is a predicted model, not a curated record.